Messenger RNA from Ictidomys tridecemlineatus (thirteen-lined ground squirrel), 856 nucleotides. Lineage: Eukaryota; Metazoa; Chordata; Mammalia; Rodentia; Sciuridae. The record is from RefSeq and is a predicted model, not a curated record.
AUGGAGACUCAGCUGAUAUUUUAUGAAAGGAAUCUUAAGAAAUUUCUUUGCCAUAUCACCAAUUCUCAUUCAGCCAAAAUCUUGAUUGCUUUGUUCUCCGGGACCUGGUACGCCAUAGCCAAGAAGGACCCUGAAGGUCUCUUUCUGCAAGACAACAUCGUCGCCGAAUUCUCCGUGGAUGAGAAUGGCCACAUGAGUGCCACUGCCAAGGGACGUGUUCGCCUUUUGAGUAACUGGGAAGUGUGUGCAGACAUGGUGGGCACCUUCACUGACACAGAAGACCCUGCCAAGUUCAAGAUGAAGUACUGGGGCGUAGCCUCCUUUCUCCAGAGAGGAAUUGAUGACCACUGGAUCAUCGACACGGACUACCACACGUUCGCCCUGCAGUACUCCUGCCGCCUCCUCAACUUUGAUGGCACCUGUGCAGACAGCUACUCUUUUGUGUUUGCACGUGAUCCCAAUGGCCUGACCCCCGAGAUACGGAAGCUGGUGAGGCAGCGGCAGGAGGAGCUGUGCCUGGACCGGCAGUACCGGUGGAUUGAGCACAACGGUUACUGCCACAGCAAAACAGAAAACCUUUUGUAGCAACAUCAAGGACAUAAAAGUUUCAUUUGAAAAUUUCUGAUUAACUUUCAAUCUUCACCUCUAUUUAUCUUAGGAGUUUAGCUUGUCUCCACUCCCGUCCCCCCCCUGCCCCUCGAAUCCCCUUGCCUUCCCUUGGUGAACAUAAAACAUCAUUGCACAUCAAAAUCCACGUAGGAAUGAGUGAAUCUGCAUCACUGUGGAUCUUAUGGAAGUUUCCUGAGACUUGGAAUUCCAAACUUUGAUUUAUUAAAAUAUAGCUAUCAGCUUCCUA